Castor canadensis (American beaver) is the source of this 3822-nucleotide messenger RNA. It is a transcript of the gene Mlh1, whose product is annotated as mutL homolog 1. Gene Ontology annotation, biological process: somatic hypermutation of immunoglobulin genes; mismatch repair. The record is from RefSeq and is a predicted model, not a curated record. Lineage: Eukaryota; Metazoa; Chordata; Mammalia; Rodentia; Castoridae. Gene Ontology annotation, molecular function: ATP binding; ATP hydrolysis activity; ATP-dependent DNA damage sensor activity. Gene Ontology annotation, cellular component: MutLalpha complex.
CUGGCAUUUAAGCUGCCAAAUCAAUAACGGCUGUUGGAGGCGGUGCAGGAUGGCGUAAGCCAGAAUUGAAGGAAGAACGUAAGCAGAAGGAACUGAAGUGAUUGGCUAACUGCACUGCCCGUGAGCAUCUAGACUUGACCUCCGUUAUUCUGGCGCCAAAAUGGCGCUCGUGGCGGGAGUUAUUCGGCGGCUGGACGAAACAGUGGUGAACCGCAUCGCGGCGGGGGAAGUAAUACAGCGGCCGGCUAAUGCCAUUAAAGAGAUGAUUGAAAACUGUUUAGAUGCAAAAUCCACAAGUAUUCAAGUGAUUGUUAAAGAGGGAGGCCUGAAGUUGAUUCAGAUCCAAGACAAUGGCACUGGAAUCAGGAAAGAAGACCUGGAUAUUGUCUGUGAGAGGUUCACUACAAGUAAACUAAAGUCGUUUGAGGAUUUAGCCAGUAUUUCUACCUAUGGUUUUCGGGGUGAGGCUUUGGCCAGCAUAAGCCAUGUGGCUCAUGUUACUAUUACAACCAAAACAGCUGAUGGAAAGUGUGCAUACAGAGCAAGUUACUCAGAUGGAAAGCUGCAGACUCCUCCUAAACCAUGUGCAGGCAACCAAGGAACCCAGAUCACGGUGGAGGACCUUUUCUACAACAUAACCACAAGGAGAAGAGCUUUAAAAAAUCCAAGUGAAGAAUAUGGAAAAAUUUUGGAAGUUGUUGGCAGGUAUUCAAUACACAAUUCAGGAAUUAGUUUUUCAGUUAAAAAACAAGGUGAGACAGUAGCUGACGUCAGAACAUUACCCGGUGCUACAACCGUGGACAAUAUUCGCUCUAUCUUUGGAAAUGCUGUUAGUAGAGAACUGAUAGAAGUUGGGUGUGAGGAUAAAAACCUAGCUUUCAAAAUGAAUGGCUAUAUAUCCAAUGCAAACUACUCGGUGAAGAAGUGUAUUUUCUUACUGUUCAUCAACCAUCGUCUGGUAGAAUCAACUUCUUUGAGAAAAGCCAUAGAAACAGUGUAUGCAGCAUAUUUGCCCAAAAACACACACCCAUUCCUGUAUCUCAGCUUAGAAAUCAGCCCCCAGAAUGUGGAUGUCAAUGUACACCCCACAAAGCAUGAAGUUCACUUCUUGCAUGAAGAGAGCAUCCUGGAGCGGGUACAGCAGCACAUUGAGGGCAAACUUCUGGGCUCCAAUUCCUCUAGGAUGUACUUCACCCAGACUUUGCUACCAGGACUUGCUGGCCCCUCUGGAGAGGUGGUUAAGUGCACCACAGGUGUGACCUCUUCUUCUUCUGGAAGUGGUGACAAGAUCUAUGCUUACCAGAUGGUCCGCACCGAUUCCCGGGAACAGAAGCUCGAUGCCUUUCUGCAGCCUAUGAGCAAGGCCCUGCCUUGUCAGCCCCAAGCCCCUGCCUCAGGGGAUAAGGCAGAUGGCCCUAGUGAUGAGGCCGUACAGCAAGAUGAGGAGAUGCUUGAGCUCCCAGCCUCUGCUGAGGUGACUGCCAGGAAUCAGAGCUUGGAGGAGAAAGUAGUAGAGGGGUAUUCAGAAGCAGCACAGAAGGGAGUACCUUCUUCCAGCCCAGGCAAUCCCAGAAAGAGAAAUCGGGAAGACUCUGAUGUGGAAAUUAUGGAAGGUGAUUCCCAGAAGGAAAUGACAGCAGCUUGUACUCCCCGGAGAAGAAUCAUUAACCUCACAAGUGUUUUGCGUCUCCAGGAAGAAAUUAAUGAGCGAGGACAUGAGACUCUCCGGGAGAUGCUUCGUAACCACUCCUUCGUGGGUUGUGCAAAUCCUCAGUGGGCCUUGGCACAGCAUCAGACCAAGCUGUAUCUUCUCAACACCACCAAACUUAGUGAGGAGCUAUUCUACCAGAUACUCAUCUAUGACUUUGCCAAUUUUGGUGUUCUGAGGUUAUCGGAACCAGCACCACUCUUUGACCUCGCCAUGCUUGCCUUAGACAGUGUUGAGAGUGGCUGGACAGAGGAAGAUGGCCCCAAAGAAGGACUUGCUGAAUAUAUUGUUGAGUUUUUGAAGAAGAAGGCUGAGAUGCUUGCAGACUAUUUCUCUUUGGAAAUAGAUGGGGAAGGGAACCUGAUUGGAUUACCCCUUCUAAUAGAUAACUAUGUGCCCCCUUUGGAAGGCCUGCCAAUCUUCAUCCUUCGACUAGCCACAGAGGUGAAUUGGGAUGAAGAAAAGGAAUGUUUUGAAAGCCUCAGUAAAGAAUGUGCUAUGUUUUACUCCAUCCGGAAGCAGUAUAUAUCUGAAGAGACAGUUCUCUCAGGCCAGCAGAGUGAAGUGUCUGGCUCCACUCCAAACUCCUGGAAGUGGACUGUGGAACACAUUGUCUAUAAAGCCUUCCGUUCACACCUUCUACCUCCUAAGCAUUUCACAGAAGAUGGAAAUGUCCUGCAGCUUGCCAACCUGCCUGACCUAUACAAAGUCUUUGAGAGGUGUUAAAUAUGGACUCAGGGGUCUUUUGAUCUUCCUUUCUGUCCAUGUGUGAUAGUGACUACAAAUAAAUUGUCAGGUGUUUCUUGUGUGAUUUCUUACUUAACUACUUACACUUGAAAACUUUUCUAGAUCAGUUUUCCCCUAGCAUAUAUACUGAAGAAUCCCAAAAGAAGUGUGGGAUGCCCCUUGGCCAUCUGAAAAGGGUAGCUCAUGUCUUAAUUCCAGCUAUUUGGGAGGCAGAGAUUGGGAGAAUCACAGUUCAAGGCAAGCAUGGGCAAAAAGUUGUGAGACUCACCCCUCUCCUCCAAUCUCAACCAACAAGCCAGACUAAAGUACACAGUUGUGGUCCCAGCUAUGUGGAAAACUUACAUAGGGGGACGGAGGUCCAAAGCCAGCCACAAGCAAAAAACACAAGAACCUAUCCAAAAAAGAUAACUAAAGCACAAAAGUGCUGGAGGCAUUGCUCAGUUGGCAGGCACAAGGUCCUGAGUUCAGACUACCAAAAAAAAAUUUAAAAAAUUCUAAAAAGGUCUUGAUUUCCCAGGUCAUGCUCCGACUGAUUUUUUUUCUGUUCUGGUGAACUUUUAUUGUCAGGUGCCAUAUAUUGUGACAGUUCAGGAUUUUUAAAAAGUCUGUUGACAUUGACUAUGAAGAAAGCGUGAAUUAAAAAACUAUUAAUAUCUUCAGUAAACAAUGAAAAAACUUGAGGGAAGAAAUAAGUGUUUAUCCAGUCUCUAAGUGUAUGAGUUUUUUAAGUUAGUCCACUAAGCUAAUGGCUAUUAGUACUUGUCACUUAAGUUUCUAGGUAUUCUUGUUUGAAGGAUAAUGUACAAGUGAAGGAGGGUACCAUUCACUAGCCUAACCAACUCCAUUUUUUCCCUUCUGGCUCUGUUCCUCUUAACUUGUUUUCCUCCUGAGUCACACUCUUCUGUAGUUAUCUUUGGAUUUCGGGAAUGAUAGGACUGAUCAAUAAGUAUCUUUAUGGCAAGGGACUAGAACUACUUCCAAGCAAUAGUGAGCUUUGAAGGACAGAUCACCCCCAGAUGAGGGCAGUUACCCAUAAUGGUGAAUAAGGCUACACACCAGAGCAGGAAUAAUCAUCACAUGAGAACUAGAUUGUCCCCCUAAAGUGAUUAUAGCGAUGAAUACUUCUCCAAAACACCUUGUGGAACCUGAACUGAGAUAAUGAUCAGUCAUAUCACUGGCCUGACCAAGAGUAACUUGGUCUAUCAGCCAUGCGUAACUCAACCCCCACCUCCUGUUUCCUUUUCUAUAAAAUCUUAAGAGUUCUUUGUCAUCCCCCUUGAAAAUGUUCACUGAACCCCAUCAUUUGUUCUUCCCAUCAUGGCCACAUUGAUUAAACUUCCUUUCUCUGCCCUUCACCACCAAUUGGG